Lactuca sativa (garden lettuce) is the source of this 1234-nucleotide messenger RNA. Lineage: Eukaryota; Viridiplantae; Streptophyta; Magnoliopsida; Asterales; Asteraceae. The record is from RefSeq and is a predicted model, not a curated record.
AUGAGGCGUUUCCUUCAUCUAUAUCGUCUACGUAAUAAAACAAAAAAUAUCAAGAAUGACAGGAGUUCGAAGAAUCAAACUAGGUUCACAGGGUUUAGAGGUAUCUGCUCAGGGUUUGGGUUGUAAUGGUAUGUCGGCUUUCUAUGGAGCUCCGAAACCAGAACCUGAAAUGAUCAAACUCAUCCACCAUGCCAUUAAAUCUGGGGUUACUUUUCUCGACACCUCAGACUUCUACGGCCCUAAAACCAACGAGAUACUCCUCGGCAAGGUGGCACGGGAUCUUUUCAUCUUUGUUAUCUGUAAAUUUAUUUUGGUGCUUUUAUUACAUACGUGGGUUGAUUAUCAAACAACAUUUAUAGAGGCUUUUGAAGGGAGGUGCGAGGGAGAAUGUGGAGCUGGGUACCAAAUUUGGAAUUAAAUACGAAGGUGAUGCGAUGGUGAUACGUGGAGAUCCGACCUACGUAAGGGCUGCAUGUGAAGCGAGCUUGCAGCGACUUGGUGUGGAUUGCAUUGAUCUUUAUUAUCAGCACAGGAUUGACAGUCGUUUGCCUAUCGAAAUCACGAUGGGAGAAUUAAAGAAGCUAGUGGAAGAAGGAAAAAUCAAAUAUAUCGGAUUAUCGGAAGCAUCAGCAUCAACAAUCAGAAGAGCUCAUGUUGUGUACCCAUUAACAGCCAUACAACUAGAAUGGUCGUUGUGGUCAAGAGAUGUUGAAGAAGAAAUCAUUCCUACUUGCAGAGAACUUGGGAUCGGAAUUGUUGCAUACAGUCCCCUUGGACGGGGUUUCCUCUCAUCUGGCCCGAAGUUGAUUGAGAAGUUGGAAGAUAGUGACAUCCGUAAGGUUUGUUGGUAUCUCUUUGUUUCCCCCAAAGUGGCAUAAUAUAAAAACCGGCAAAAAUAUCUUUUCUUUUAGUUUAAAUUUUGAUUUUUUUUUUUUUUUUUUUUAUUUUAGUUUUGUGGUUCUUUUUGUCAUGUUUGUUUGUAGAAAUGGCCCAUUCCAAAACUAAUAUGAGUAUUAUAUCUUUUUAUUUUUGUUUUUACAUUUUUUAAUAUCUAUUUUAAUAUUUUAAUAAUUUAAACAGUAGAAAAGGACCCACACACAUCUCUCUCUCAAACAAAAAUUAAAGGUUCAAUUUUAAAAGAUACACACAAAACCAAUCUCUCUGUGUUCUCCCAUUGAUGUUCAAGCUUGUUUUCCCAUUGAUGUUCAAGCUUCUGAAGAGCAUAAGUUUUAAG